AUGCACUGCGGUGAUAACUGGUGGUGGGGCGGGUUUGGGCUCAGCAGGGGUUGGAUUUGUUUCGGUUCGGAGCAGGAACAGGAACUGUUCCAGUAUCCCACGACUACGGCGGUAUUGUGCAGUGGGGAAGGGGCCCCGGCAGGGCAAAGUCCGGCGUGUCGGCAGGCGGAGCGGGGGCCGCGCUCCGUCCCUGUGCCUGGGAGCCCUCAGGGAGGGCAGGAAGCGGCGGCGGGCGGCCCCAGCCCUUCCGGGUCGCGGGCGGCGCCGACCGAGCGGCGGCGGAGCCGGGGCGGCCGCGGCCGCAGCGCGGAUAUGGAUAACAGGAAGGAUGAAAAAAGUAAGACGCUGUGUGCAACAUCAGAAGAAGGGCUGAAGGCCCGAGGAAAAGAAAAAAGGAAACGAAAGCGCAGCAGAAGCAGAUCCUCAUCUGUUUCAUCCACAUCGUCUUCGAGCAGUACAUCCACUUCUUCUUCCUCAUCACGCUCAUCAUCAAGGUCAUCUUCUUCCAGUAGUAGUAGAGAUUCUCCUAAAUCUAAGUCAAAGAAAAAGAAAAAGGAAAAACAUAAUAAAAAGAAAAGGAAAAAGGAGAACAAAAUGAAGAAAAAGAAGGAAAAAAAGAAAAGGAAAGAGAAAACAGGACCUGUCCAGCUUUCGAAGUUCUUCAAAAACAAAAAGAAGAAUGAAAACUACAGCAUGAUAACUGGAAAGAAAAUUAAGAUGAAAAUAAAAAAGACUAAGGAAGAUAUAGAGAGAGACCGGAACCGUGCCCAGCUCCUGGAAUUUCUGAACUCUGCCUUGUAACGGGAAGAGUCCUCACCAAGGACUGGUAGAUGUACCAAGCCAACAAUCAUCCUAGCAGAACACUAAAGAGAAACUCAGGGAAAAGGACACCAAGUUGGACAAGACCAGACCCUCCUACUGAGAAGAAAAUUGGGAUGUCCUUUCUUAAUGGCAAAACACAGAGUAGCUAAUAACUUGUUAAUGGAGAUCCAUGUCCUCCUGUUGAGAUCCUAAGGUAAUAACCAAGUUGUGGUGUUUCAGAAAAGCCUAAGUGUGUGUUGUUCACAGUGAUAAAAAAUGACACACUGAAGUCCAGCAAUGUAAUUUCUAUCUUAACUGCAUGCAGAAUGCACUCUUCAUUUCAAAUGUCUUAAUUUUUCUAGUAGUUUAAGCAGAGUAUUUGUAAAUGUUUAUUUGAAAGAUGAGGUGUUUCUUUUAUGUAUAUUUUUUCUGGUAGUGGUUAUGCAUAUCAUAAAGAGUAAACUGACCUUUGUAAAUAGAACAUCCUUUUACAUAAAUUAUUUUUUUUUAAAGUUCAUUCACUAAUAUGUUAUUUUCUUUCAGAAUUUGAGAUGUGACGUUUCUCUGGACAGUUUAUUGCUCUCUCUCAUUAGAAAGUGUAACAGCAAAAUACUCUAGAGCAGUAAUGGUAGCAAAUUAUUUUUAUCCUAAAAUAGAAGCAGGAAAGGAC
Vidua macroura (Pin-tailed whydah) is the source of this 1471-nucleotide messenger RNA. Its product is annotated as ADP-ribosylation factor-like protein 6-interacting protein 4. The transcript has 7 exons. Bases 1 to 801 code for a protein of 266 amino acids. NCBI's taxonomy places the organism in Eukaryota, Metazoa, Chordata, Aves, Passeriformes, Viduidae. The record is from RefSeq and is a predicted model, not a curated record.